AUGAAGAAAAAUACUUUAUAAAAAGCAUAUUAUAACUCAUAAUAACAAAACUAAGAGUAUAACGCUAUUAAGAUUUCUUUAAAAAAAAAUAAUUAAAGCAAUAUAUUCUUUGUUAGAGUUAAUAGAGAUGGUAACAUUAUCAACUAAUCCUAGUUUAUUGGACUUAAUAAAUAAAUAGAAUAAGACUAAGAUAUUUAAGAAGUAAAGAUAAUUAGCAUGGAUGAUGCUUAAUAAUUAAAAAUUGAGCAAUAAUCUAUUUAUGAAACUAUUUUAGAAAGUCUAAAACUAAAUUAAAAUGUUAAAAAAUUGACUUUGCAUGAUAUUUCAAAUGAAAUAUAAUUUUAGGAAUUUCAAGAAAUUAACUUUUUAGAAGAAUUAGAAAUAUAGAUGCAAGAAUAAAACAAAACAGAUUUAGUUUAAUUGGAAAGCUUCAAAUAAGUAAAAAUUUCAAAAAAAUUAGAUAAUUAAAUUGAGGAUGGACAUAAGUCUUAUUUUUAAGAAAUACCUUUGAUAAAAUUCUAAAAACAAUUAAAAGUAUUUAAAUAUAAUUAGAAUUUAUUAUCAAAUGAUCUUAUUUAUUUAAGUCAAUGUAAUUUAUAACAUCUAUAAAUUCUUAACAUUAAAUUCUAAAUAUAUUCGCCUCAAGAUAUUCAAACAUUGAGUUAAGCUUUUACGAACUUUUGUAAUCUCAAUACUUUAGAUUUAAGCAUAAAUUCGAUUAUUAAGGAAGAGAUCAACUAAUAUUUUAUUACUUGGAAAAAUAUUUAAUUAUUGACUCUUUUAAAUAUUUCUUUGCCUUCUAUAUUGAUACCAAAUCUUUUACAAGGUUUUGAUGAUCUUCCUUUACUAAAACGUUUUAGUAUUAAUAUUUUUAACAGGAUAGAUGAGAAUAAUGCUAAAAUAUUGGGAUAAUAGAUAGAAAAAAUAUAAACCUUAGAAGUAUUUAACUUUUACUUAAAUAACUGCUAACUGAGAAACUAAACAACAAAAGAAAUAUUUAAGAGCUUUUAGAAUUAAUAAAAAUUAUAAUUAUUUAUAAACGAUGAGAAUCUCGAUUAAACUACUGUUAAUCAUAUAUUUAACGUAAAAUUUAAGAACUUAUAUGACUUAGAUAUUAAUUUUAAUCAACAACACUUAUCACUUGAAAGCGUGAAAGUAUUAAAGGAUAAUUUGGCAACUUUGUAAAGUCUUAAAACUUUACAUAUAAGAUGUGCCUAAGCAAAUAUAAAUUUAAUUUAUUUAAUUUUACUUCAAAUUAAUAAUCAAAAACUCUCAAUAUAUUUAAACAAAAUAUUAUUUGAAUUCAAUUUAUCUAAAUGUUAUCUUGAGAUAGAUUUUGGAAAUUUAUCAGAAAAAUAAUUUGACAAUGAAGGAGAUUAAUUAUUUUAAUAGUUAUAUCCAUUGUUAGAUUCAAAUUUAAAUCACCUGUCAUUAAAAUUUGGAUAUUUGGACAUAACAAACAAGGGUAUUAAAUUAAUUGCUAAGAGUCUUUUGUUUUUAAAAAAUUUAACUAGAUUGGAGCUUGAUAUUUUUUGGAAUUUUAAUAUUAGUUACGCAGAAUUAGCUGAUAGUAUAUCAAAUCUUAAAAAUUUGAAAAAUCUAAAAUUAAGUCCAAUGAUGAUAAGUUGUAUGGCGAAAAGCUUAUCUCAAAUAAAACAACAACUACAAACAAUAAGCAUAUAUUAGAUUUGUUAAUAAUAUGAGGAUAAAGAUAGUCCAUAAAUUCCAAGUAAAGCAAAGACAGAGCCAGUAAUUUAAAAUCUAUUUAAUGGUCUCACUAAUUUUGCCUACAUUAGACAAUUGAACUUACAAAUUAAUAUUUAAAUUAGUGAAAAUAAUAUUAAAUUACUUAUGAGUUCAUUAAACUAGCUUAACAAUCUGAAUUUAUUGCAAUUAAAAUUUAUUGAAUAAACAACAUCUUAAUCCUUUUUAUUGAAAUUACUGAAAGAAUUAUUAAAUAAAAGAUAAUUUAUAGGAUUAGAAUUACAAUUCGUUUUGGAUUAUUAACCUGUUUAAAAGAAAAAAUGUAAUGAUUAUGAACCUUUUGUUUCUUCCUUGAUAAAAAAUAGAUAAUUAACAUAUCUGAAAUUAUACGAUAUUAUUGAUAGCUCUGAUUUAAAAAAUAUACUUUAAAUUCAAUGUAUAAAAAAACUCAAUAAAUUGGUUGUUUUUAAUUAACCAAUAUUUAAUUGCAAUUAUACUAUCUAUAAUGGAGGAGCUUGA
Messenger RNA from Tetrahymena thermophila SB210, 2223 nucleotides. RefSeq lists its product as hypothetical. The transcript has a single exon. The record is from RefSeq and is a predicted model, not a curated record. NCBI's taxonomy places the organism in Eukaryota, Ciliophora, Oligohymenophorea, Hymenostomatida, Tetrahymenidae.